Anolis carolinensis (green anole) is the source of this 3574-nucleotide messenger RNA. RefSeq names its product transcription factor CP2-like protein 1. Gene Ontology annotation, molecular function: DNA-binding transcription activator activity, RNA polymerase II-specific; RNA polymerase II cis-regulatory region sequence-specific DNA binding. Gene Ontology annotation, biological process: regulation of transcription by RNA polymerase II. Gene Ontology annotation, cellular component: nucleus. The coding region runs from base 99 to 1541 and encodes 480 amino acids. The transcript has 15 exons. The record is from RefSeq and is a predicted model, not a curated record. Lineage: Eukaryota; Metazoa; Chordata; Lepidosauria; Squamata; Anolidae.
UGCUACAGGGUGGAGACCUUUCUUCUGCAUUGUUCUUUGUAUCUGUCUUUGCUUCUGACAUUCUUGCAGUCCAGCUUUUGGGGAAUCCACCACCAACCAUGCUUUUCUGGCACAGCCAACCCGACCAUUACUGGCCAAGCCCAGGGGAAAUGUAUCCUUGCUCUGGCAGCAAUCUGAUAAGGGAACCUCUAGCAUUGCCAUUCUUGAAGCAAGAGGACCCAAACAGUAUUUCAACAUCAGCCGAACAACACUGUCCAUCUUUCCAAUACAUUCUGUGUGCUGUUACCUCUCCAGCUGUUAAACAGCAUGAGGAGACCCUCACCUAUCUGAACCAGGGACAGUCCUAUGAAAUCCGGAUGCUGUGCAACCCAAAGAUGGGAGAAUUUUCAGAGGGACGUAAGUUGCUGAAGAGUGUGGUCAGGGUGGUAUUCCAUGAUCGAAGACUCCAAUAUACUGAACAUCAGCAGCUGGAAGGAUGGAGGUGGAACCGCCCAGGUGAUCGCAUUCUGGAUAUUGACAUCCCCAUGUCAGUAGGUAUCCUGGAGCCCCAUAUUCAUCCUACCUUGCUCAAUACUGUGGAAUUCCUAUGGGACCCAACUAAGCGGACAUCUGUGUUUGUCCAGGUCCACUGCAUUAGUACCGAGUUCACUUUACGUAAAAAUGGAGGGGAGAAAGGUGUUCCUUUUCGGAUUCAGGUUGAUACCUUUCGGUCCAAUGAGAAAGAUGACUAUGUGGAGCACUUGCAUUCAGCCAGCUGUCUCAUCAAAGUCUUCAAGCCCAAAGGAGCAGAUCGGAAGCAGAAAACAGACAGGGAAAAGAUUGAAAAGCAAUCCCUUCAAGAGCGUGAGAAGUACCAGCCAUCAUAUGAGAGCACAAUGUUGACAGAGUGUGCUCCAUGGCCAGAAACCAUCAGCAAUCUCCACAGCCCGCCCACAACCCCUGGCCUUGUCUCUCCACAUCCUUUCAAGCUUCAGACUCCUGAAAGGGUCUCUUCACCCAGCUAUGCCUUGGACAGCUCAUCAGAGAACAUAGGAGAAACCCUGAGCCCAAAUGCAUCCAUCAUGGAAACUCAACAAUGGUUGCACAAAAACAGGUUCUCCAAUUAUUGCCGGGUUUUCACCAGCUAUACAGGAGCUGACUUGCUCAAGCUUUCUCGCACUGAUCUGGUACAAAUCUGUGGAACAGCAGAUGGAAUCCGACUCUCUAAUGCUCUAAAGGCCAGGUGUGUGCGUCCUCGACUCACCCUUUAUGUGUCCAAGGAACUGGAAACAAGUGGGAACAAUGGGUCCCCCAACCCAGAGUCUGCCAUGUAUCAGGAGUUGUAUUUGGAAGAACUGACUGCCACCGAACUUACCAAUAAACUGGCAGAACUACUCAGCUUCCCAGUCAGUCAAAUCCAUCAAGUUUCCAGACAGGGGCCUACAGGAAUUCACAUCCUUGUCAGUGAUCAGAUGGUCAGAAAUCUCCCAGAUGAAUCAUGCUUUGUAGCAGCUGCAAUAAAAGUGCAGAACACGGAAGCCUACCAUUUAGUUCUAAAAUAGAACUGGAUCUUACAGAAGAUAUGCUGCCAGCCUGAAAAGAAGGAACAGAAUGGUAGAGGAGCAGGUGCAAUAAUAACAAUGAAAAGCCCAUAAGAUCACUGUAUCCCGAAGAACUCAGGAUUUCCCACAGCUAAACUUUUCUUGGAUCCUGAACUGAAGGAGCAAGUUGUUUUUUUAUUUAGAUCAAGAGACAUUGAAACUGCAAAUAUAACAUCCUGUUCAGCUUUCUAUCCUGCCUUUGAAAUAUGUAAGUGGAUGAGCACAAUUUUGCAAAACUCUCACCAAUGGGUAGAGGAAGCAACAGAGAUGUCAUGGUUAUGCAUUAGAAACUAAGCACCCAGGUCAGAGAUACUGUGACUGGACUACAAAGAGUAAAAUUAAAUAUUUUUGCAUGUGUGCAUUCACUUUUUUUAAAAAAAAACCCUCACCAUGGGUUUCACUUGUAUUGAACUGUUUUCUUCUCAGUACAUUGAGCCCUGAUUACUACUAGUCAAAAGUCCUUCUACAAACAGGUAUUUGCAGAAUCCUCACCACAUAAUGGUGGUGGAACGAUGUACUUUUUUGACAAAUGACUGUGUGAGACACAUUUAUACAUAAGAACUAACAAUGGGGAGGUACCAAACCCUUUGCGCUCAGUAUCCCCUGCAUAUAGUGCACCAAAAAUCCACACUGGAUAUAUUUCUAAGCCGAAAGCUUAAGGGACUGUUGGUGGGGAGUCUAAAUGACUAAUUUGGGAUAUCAUUAAUUUAUAUAGUGCAGUCAGUGUACGUGUUAUAAUGCUCACAAGGAAACACCAUUGCCUUUCCUUUACGAGCAACAAACUUGAAGCUAAGGAAAGAGCCUACACUGAUGCCUCAGUACAAAUAUUUACACAACAAUGCCCACACUGCAAGUGUGCUACUCUCAUUUUGCUGGGAAAAUGUGGAAUGCAACCAUCUAAAUGGUUGAGAAAUCAUUAAAAUGCUUUCCUCACAGCAACGAGGCUUUUAAAAAUACACUAUCAAGAGAGUUUUAAAGGUUGCCCUGAGGUGUGCACGAUUGUCAGGGGUUAGGACACUGCUGGAGAGGGAUGAUCUAAGCCAAAUAACUGCAAGGUAAGAAAGGCAGGGAGUCUGUAUAAAAUGAUGAGGUGCUACAUUGUUAUACGGAGUCGAUUCAAUCUUCGAACUGUAAUUUCCCAUCUUGCUUUAUGUCACUAGGCUAAUCAAUUGGCUUCAUCCCUACUUCACGGUAGCUCUGCUUGCUUGGAAUUUCCAUCUCCUGAUCUCAGCCACUACAACACCCUAUCCACAAGGUCUUAGUCUAAUCUAAGACUGGUGCCAGUGUAGUCACCCAAUAACUUUCUGGAGGUGAGAGGAGAGAGAUGAUAGGGUUCUUUUGGUCAGUAGCUGACAAAUCUUGGUAGAGAUCUUGAGGAGGCAGGUGACAGAUCGAUCUCAUUGUCAUGACAUCCAAUAGUAAGAAGAGGUGGUAAACCAAGGUCAGAUAAUUGGCUGAAGGAGAAUUGUGUAACAAUAUCUUUCAAAGCAUUUGAGUUUCCUAAUAUAUGUUCCAGCUUUCAGGAUAAAACAAGGUCAUGUUUUCAGUAGCAAAGGAGUACAAAUAUUUAGUGCACUAGCAUUUCCUCCGUUUUCCUCACAAGCACAGAUUGCAAGAUUUGGGAGACUGGAUUUUGCAGGUUUCAAGAGAAAAAUACAGUCAAAAGCUAGGUUUCAAACGUUCCAUGCCUGUGUUAAGCUGCAGUGCUAUAGUCAAUCAUUAGGGGGGAAAAUAGGACUUACUCCUAAGUAAACAUGUAUAUUCCUAAGUAAACAUGUGUAUGUUAUUGGUGUUACUAUUGUGCAUUUGACAGGUAGAACAGUAGCACAAAGCAAUUUGCUUUCAGAAGUCCUUUCCCCAAGAAAGGUACACCCUGCUUAAGCCAUUUUCACCUGUUAGUAUUAACUGCAAAUUUAUAUUUUUAAAAAAUCUAUUUUUAUUGCUGUAUAUGUCUAAGCCUUUUUAUAUUAAAAUAUGGCUGCGUCUUACUACCA